AUGGGGCUGACGGCGGCAUCGGCCGCCAACGCCGCCGAUGAACUGACGCUGCAGCUCAAAUGGGUCACGCAGGCGCAGUUCGCCGGCUAUUAUGUGGCGAAAGACAAGGGCUUUUACGAAGAAGCCGAUCUGGACGUGACCAUCAAUCCGGGCGGGCCGGACAUCGCGCCGCCGCAGGUGAUCGCCGGCGGCGGCGCCGAUGUCGUCAUCGAAUGGAUGCCCGCCGCGCUCGCCGCGCGCGAGAAGGGCGUUCCGCUGGUCAACAUCGCCCAGCCGUUCCAGCGGUCGGGCAUGAUGCUGACCUGCCGCAAGGAAACCGGGAUCGAGACGCCCGAAGACUUUCGCGGCCGGACGCUGGGCGUGUGGUUUUUCGGCAACGAGUUCCCGUUCCUGUCCUGGAUGAGCCAGCUCGGCAUUCCGACCGAGGGCGGCGAUGACGGCGUCGAGGUGCUCAAGCAGGGCUUCAACGUCGAUCCGCUGAUCCAGGAGCAGGCCGACUGCGUGUCGACCAUGACCUACAACGAGUACUGGCAGGUCAUCGAUGCGGGCUUCACGCCGGACGAUCUGGUCGUCUUCAACUAUACCGACCAGGGCGUUGCGACGCUGGAAGACGGCAUCUACGUGCUCGAGGAAAGCCUUGCCGACGAGGCGAUGGCCGACAAGCUGGCGCGGUUCGUUGCGGCCUCGAUGCGCGGCUGGGAAUAUGCCUGCGAGAACCAGCAGGAAGCGGCCGAGAUCGUGCUUGAGAACGACGCGACCGGCGCCCAGACCGAGGAGCACCAGGUGCGCAUGACCGGCGAGAUCUGCAAGCUCAUCGGCGAUUCCGACGGAACGCUCGAUACGGCUGCGGCCGAGACGACGGUCGACUCGCUGCUUGCCGGCGGUUCGGACCCGGUGAUCACGGCCCGGCCGGAAGGCGCCUGGACCGACGCGAUCAUGAACAAGGUCAAGGGCAUGUAA
Molecule: messenger RNA, 960 nt
Organism: Effrenium voratum
Lineage: Eukaryota; Dinophyceae; Suessiales; Symbiodiniaceae
Source: the annotation of a GenBank genome assembly